CCCCGCCCACUCCCGACGAGCCUAUAUAUAAGACAUUACCCACAAUCCUCUCUUCCUCUUCGCCAUUUUAGCCGGCGCCAUGAAGGUCGAGCUGUGCAGCUUCAGCGGCUACAAGAUCUACCCUGGCCAUGGCCGGCGGUACGCCAGAACUGACGGCAAGGUAUUCCAGUUCCUGAAUGCAAAAUGCGAGUCUGCUUUCCUUUCCAAGAGGAACCCUCGGCAAAUCAACUGGACUGUUCUGUACAGGCGAAAGCACAAGAAAGGACAGUCGGAAGAAGUCCAGAAAAAGCGUAGUCGCCGUGCGGUGAAGUUCCAGAGGGCUAUCACUGGUGCCUCUCUGGCUGAAAUUAUGGCCAAGAGAAACCAGAAGCCUGAGGUGCGAAAGGCUCAGCGGGAACAAGCAAUUAGGGCUGCCAAAGAGGCAAAAAAGGCUAAGCAGGCUACCAAAAAGACUGUUCCUGCUAAGGGUCCAACAAAGGCUGCACCCAAGCAGAAGAUUGCCAAGCCAGUAAAAAUGGCGGCUCCCCGUGUUGGAGGAAAACGCUAAGCAACAUGUUCUACUGGAUGUGCUAAUAAAUUACUAUUUUGAAAAAAAAAA
Molecule: messenger RNA, 598 nt
Organism: Nanorana parkeri
Lineage: Eukaryota; Metazoa; Chordata; Amphibia; Anura; Dicroglossidae
Gene: RPL24
Product: ribosomal protein L24
Exons: 6
Coding region: 80-547 (155 amino acids)
Biological process (GO): cytoplasmic translation
Cellular component (GO): cytosolic large ribosomal subunit
Molecular function (GO): mRNA binding; structural constituent of ribosome
Source: RefSeq, a predicted model, not a curated record